This is a messenger RNA of Ipomoea triloba (trilobed morning glory), 1738 nucleotides long. Its product is annotated as patatin-like protein 2. Gene Ontology annotation, molecular function: glycerophospholipase activity; monoacylglycerol lipase activity. The record is from RefSeq and is a predicted model, not a curated record. The transcript is spliced from 7 exons. NCBI's taxonomy places the organism in Eukaryota, Viridiplantae, Streptophyta, Magnoliopsida, Solanales, Convolvulaceae. Gene Ontology annotation, biological process: lipid metabolic process. The coding region runs from base 138 to 1391 and encodes 417 amino acids.
AUAUUAUCUUGUGACCUAAAUUUGCCCACAUCUGAUUCUGAGAAACUAAUAACACACCUUAAUUAGCUUGCUUUCCAUAUUCACAGAAAUUUAACUCCAUUUUUCGCUUAUAAUUUGCAUCUAAAGUUGGCAUAAAAAUGGUGAAGAUGGAGAGAAAACCCUCACAUAUUCAAGCUCCCACCUAUGGAAAACUAGUCACUGUCCUUAGCAUCGACGGCGGUGGCAUUCGAGGAAUUAUUCCGGCCAUUAUCCUCGAUUACCUCGAAUCACAACUUCAGGAGUUGGAUGGAGAAGAUGCAAGAUUGGCAGACUACUUCGACGUGAUCUCCGGGACAAGCACCGGCGGCCUUGUGACGGCCAUGUUGACGGCUCCCGACGAGAAGGGUCGCCCCCUUUAUGCAGCUAAAGAUAUUAAGCCUUUUUACCUGGAUAACUGUCCCAAGAUUUUCCCACAAAAAGGUGGAUGGUUUGGUAAAAUAUGGAAAUUGAUUGUAUCUGUGUUUGGCCCCAAGUACAAUGGCAAGUACCUGCAUAGUCUGGUGAAGGAUGAGCUGAAACAAAUUCGGCUGAAAGACACUCUCACUAACGUUGUUAUUCCCACUUUUGACAUCAAGAAUUUGCAGCCUGUCAUCUUCUCCACUUUCGAGGCUAAGAGAUGCCCAAAAAUGGAUCCUUAUUUGUCAGACAUUUGCAUUGGCACUUCAGCAGCUCCCACAUAUCUUCCUGCUCAUAAUUUCCAGAUUGAAGAUCCCAAGCAAGGAACUGAACCUCCCACAGAGUAUAAUCUUAUCGAUGGCGGUGUUGCUGCAAACAAUCCGACAUUGGUGGCCAUAACCCAAGUGACCAAACAGAUUUUCGACCACAACCCAGAUUUCUCCCUCAUCAAGCCCACGGAUUUCCAGCGUUUUCUUGUGAUAUCCAUAGGGACAGGAGCCGCCAAAAAUGAGAAAAAGUAUGAUUCUAUACAGGCGGCCAAAUGGGGCAUUUUCAGAUGGUUAUUUAACAAAAGCUCAACGCCAUUGAUCGAAGUUUUCUCGCAGUCCAGUGCAGACAUGGUGGAUCUCCAUAACUCCGUGGUUUUCCAGGCUCUCCAUUCUGAAGAUAGUUAUCUCAGAAUUCAAGAUGACAGUUUAGCUGGAACAGUAUCAUCUGUGGACAUAGCCACCAAGGAAAACCUGGAAAACCUGGUGAAAACUGGGGAGAAUCUGCUGGAGAAGCAAGUUUCCAGGGUAAAUUUAGGGACAGGUGUCAGUGAACCAGUUGCAAAUUCUGGCUCAAAUAAAGAUGCUCUCAAAAGGUUCGCAAAGUUAUUAUCAGAUGAAAAGAAACUUAGAGAUCUGAAGUCUCCGGUCACCGGUCACCAACAAAAGCUCGACCAAAGUAACGCAUGAUAUGCAGAAAGGAAACAAAUUAGAGAAUUGAAUUGAAGUCACGGAUUACCGGCAAAAAUAAUGCAUGCAAUCAACUGAUCAGGCCACUGGAUCCAUGCAUGCAUGUUGCUCUCCUUUACGUACUCAAGCUAGAGGACAAAACAAGAAUAUAGUGUGACAUUUAGUCACUAGGUGAUAAUUUAGUAUGUUUUAUUCCACCUGGCCUACACUUAGGUGAUAAUUUAUAGUAUGUUUAUAUGGUUAAAAUUUUUACUCUGCUCUUUCCAGUAAUUAAGUUGUAUUCUUGUAACUACAUGUACUCUUUAAUUUGUUCAUUUAUAAUAGCAAUAAAUUUUUAACAAAUAAAA